AGGAGGGGAGGCAAAACCCCAGAUCCUCCUCUCCUGCCAGCGCUGAGACAGCACCGCUGGAGGCAGGCGGGCAGGGAGCGGCGCGGGGUCCCGGCUGGUACUUCUGCUGGCCGACAGUGCUGGAGGAGCUGGAAUAGAGGGUGUGGGAGCCGGCAGAGGCUGCCCCGAGCAGAGGGAGCAGUGGGAAGCCAGGCAGGAGCAGGAGCAGGAGGAGGAGGAUGUCGGCGCUCAGCGCACUGCCCUUCCUGAAGCCGGUCCACCUGCGGUCGCCCCGCAGCUCGCCCGGGGGCCAGCGCCGGCACACGCUGCCCGCCAGCGAGUUCCGCUGCCUCAGCCCCGAGGACGCCGUCAGCGUGUUCGAGAUCGAGCGCGAAGCCUUUAUAUCGGUUUCUGGGGACUGUCCCCUGCACCUGGAUGAGAUCCGCCACUUUCUGAACCUGUGCCCGGAGCUGUCCCUCGGCUGGUUCGAGGAGGGGCGGCUCGUGGCAUUCAUCAUCGGCUCCCUCUGGGACCAGGAGAGGCUCAGCCAGGCAGCGCUGACCCUGCACAAGCCGCAGGGCACAUCCGUGCACAUCCACGUGCUGGCCGUGCACCGCAGCGUCCGCCAGCAGGGCAAGGGCUCCAUCCUGAUGUGGCGCUACCUGCAGUACCUGCGCUGCCUGCCCGCCGCCCGCCGCGCCCUGCUCAUGUGCGAGCCUUUCCUCGUGCCCUUCUACCAGAAGUGCGGCUUCGAGGCGCUGGGGCCCUGCCAGGUGGCGGUGGGGGACCUGGCCUUCGUGGAGAUGCAGCACCCCGUGCGGGGUCACGCCUUCAUGCGCAGGAACAGCGGCUGCUGAGGCCGCUCUGCUCCGGCCGGCCCCGGGGGGAUGAGAGGCUGCAACCCCUCCCCAUCCCCACCGCCGCCAUCCAUCUUCCCCGGCCGGCCCUGGCUACGGCUGCUCCCUCUGCCACCUCUGCCUUCCGGCCACAGCAACCUGGCCCCAUCCCAUCCCUGCGGGGCUGGGCACAGAAAUUCCUGCCAGAUCCUGCUGGAAGCAUCAGCUCAGUGGGCUCUGCUUUAGCCAGGGCUGCGCUGGCAGGUCUGGGUGGGCUGCAGGGAUGGAAAGGCUCUGCCCCGGCAGUGGCUGGGGGCUCUGCUGGUUUCAGGGUGUUUCCACCCGCAGCAGUUUGCUGAGACACCCGGCAGAGCCCCUCCCACCAUCACCACCACCACGAGGGGAGCACACCAUGGCCAAGCCCUCCCUGAGCAGCCCCCAGACCAGGCAGGGGCCCCGACAGCCACCCCCCUGCCCACAGCCAUCCUUCCAGACCCCUUGGAGCACAUUCCCAGCCAUGGCCAUCCUCAGCCGCACACUGCAGAGUCCCCCCAGGGAAAGAGUACAAACCUCCUUGUCCCAGACCCACACCCGGCCCAG
This is a messenger RNA of Hirundo rustica (Barn swallow), 1415 nucleotides long. RefSeq names its product aralkylamine N-acetyltransferase (gene AANAT). The transcript is spliced from 4 exons. Gene Ontology annotation, cellular component: cytoplasm. NCBI's taxonomy places the organism in Eukaryota, Metazoa, Chordata, Aves, Passeriformes, Hirundinidae. The record is from RefSeq and is a predicted model, not a curated record. Gene Ontology annotation, biological process: melatonin biosynthetic process; circadian rhythm; response to light stimulus. Bases 219 to 836 code for a protein of 205 amino acids. Gene Ontology annotation, molecular function: aralkylamine N-acetyltransferase activity.